UCCUAUAGAGACUCAGCAGCCAGCCUUUGCCCAAAAGCAAAAUGGCGCCCAGAGCAUCAUUCCCAUCCUCUCGCGAGGCUUCCCUGGGGUUGCCAUGGCAACGGAAGACGCACAGUGGAUGCAGAGGGAUAGGUGUCUUGCUUCAGCAGCGGAAUCCCAGCCUUCCCAUGGCUCUCUCAAAUUCUGUGCAACAUGCUGACAUCUCUGGAAAUUCAGUCAAGCCAGUGAGCAUCACAGUGCUGGAGGGACGUGACUUGAAAGGCAUCAAAGGAGAUAGCCCAGUGACCUAUGUGCGGGCUGAAUACAAUGGCGUCAUUCUUGGGGACUCCCCCAAAACGGAGGCUUCACCGGAAGGGCAUGUGAAGUAUAAUUUUACUAUCACCUUUGACUGCAACCCUGACGGACCCCACUAUCUGGAUGACAUUGCGCACAAACCCUUGCUCUUGACUUUAAUUGAAGUCUUGCCAAAGGAAAAGAAGCAAAAAGAGGAGAAGACGGUGAACCUGGGCCAAGCUGUGCUGGACCUUUUGCCUCUACUGCAAGGACUGUGUUUAUUCAAUGCAACGCUUCCGGUGUACCCACUGCCUGGUUCUCCCCUGGAGACCCUUCGACCAGAUGCCAAGUGCGCCAUCGAUGUGUCGGUGUCUGUCCCGGAAAGUCUGCUGUCUCCAACACAGUUGUCUGAAGGCAAUCUUCUCAGGGUUACUGUUGAAGCUGCUUAUGCCGUUCCCGAAAUAUUUGUUCCUGCAGGGCCUCCACAGAACUAUAUGGUUGGCUUUCAGGUGCCAGCUAUUGGUGAGAAAGAAUGCCCUUUCGUGUUCAGGAACGGGCUUUUGAAACUUGGAGGUGAGAAAGAACCAGUCCCCCGACCAAAGAAAUGGCCGGUCGCCAACAUCUUAACAUCUGGAGGGCUGAACAUCCCAGAUUCUUUUAUCGUCGGUGGUCCGUAUGAGGAAGAGGAUGGAGAGCUGACCUCAGCGGAGGACAGGGAAGUCAGGAUUCAGGGAGAAAUUGUCAAAAAACGGAUCGUGUGGGAUUUGGAAAGGCGCUGUUACUUAGACCCUGCAGCUGUACUCUGCUUUCGAAAGCGGAUUGCAGAUUCUCGGUACUGGCCUGUGGAGAUCACCCGAGUUCCUAUGGUCGGUUCCACUAAAGGAAAAGGUGGAAAAGGAGAGAAGGGAGGCGGAGGAGGUGGCGCUGGAGGAGCCGAGGAAGAGGCCAUUUCUUUUCAUGGUGUAGCUUUUGUCAACUUAGUGCCUUUACUGUACCCUGGAGUGAAGCGGAUUCGGGGAGCCUUCCGAGUUUUAGCCUACCAUGACAGUGAGGUAUUUGAAAAGACCAAGGUUCUCUUCAGUCUUUUCCGUGAUGUUGGCAUCCAGGGGACCCUCAAUAAAUUUGGACCCAUGGGCAUGUAUGUCCCACAUACGAAAGCUUUACUUGGGAAGAACACCAAGGAUGACAAGCCUGGUAAAGAAGCCAUCAUAAGAAAGAAGGAGAAAUUUAGUCGCCCCAGUGUGAUAAACUCCACCGAGGAAUUGCUGUGUUUUGUCAACCUUUGGAGGCUCCCAACCAAGACUUGGCUCCUCAACAAAAUGUUUGAUGUGGGAUCCCUUGGCAAGAUUUCCUCUGGCAAUCCCCACCUCGGUCAGUGGGCUCAGGUGUCAACUAUUGUGAGAAAGGACGCAUCAGAUACCACAAUAGACGCAGCCGUGUCCAUUUUUCAGAAUCUGGAAGGGCAGCACUACGCAGAAAGUGGAACAUUUCUGGUGAUAGAGUUUGCAUUGGACAGACCCUUGGUGCCCAAGCGUUUGCCGGAGGAACUUGCCAGCCGGGUGAAGGAGAUGAUUCCUCCACGUCCUCAGCUCCCCCGAAAGAGCGCAGGAGCCAAGAAGGCAGUAGAAGACUACCAUGCUCAGGUUACUAGCAUUGCUGCAUCCAUUCUGGAUGAGUACCAUGAGCUGUUUGGAAGGCAGUUGGCAGAAGGGUUUGUCAUUGACAGUCACACCUUGGAGGACCAGAAAUGCCAGCUCAAUUAUGAGCUCAACAGCUCUGGAAAAUACUUCGCUUUUAAGGAGCAACUCAAGCACGCAGUUGUGAAAAUUGUCCGAGAGAAGUACUUGAAAACAAAAGCGUUUGACAACCUGGACCAGCUCCAAGCUUUCCUGAGUGAAUUGUAUGUGUACUUGAUCGAUCAGAUGCAUGUUGCUUUGAAUCAGGUGCUAUCGCAACAGAGCCCAAGCCCUCCUGCUCCCGCCUUUACCACCUCUGAACAGCUCCGGCUCUUUGCUCGCGAAGCCCAAACCAACGAAGACUAUGCCUUGGCAUCGACUUACUAUCAGGAGAGAUUGGCCCGUGACCGCCAAGAUAUUGGAAGCUGGUUGGAUUAUGGCGCUUUUUGUCUGUUGACCGAAGACACUCUCAAAGCGCAAGAAUGCUUCCGUGAAGCCCUUGCGCUGAAUCCCAAUCACCUGCACAGCUUGCUGCUCUGCGGCAUCUUGGCUGUGAUGCUUGAGAACUACGAAGAGGCUGAAGUCUUCUUUGAGAAUGCCACCUGCAUACAUCCCUCCAGCAUUGUGGCCUGGACUAUCUUAGGGUUGUUCUACGACAUGCAGGAGAACCCCAUUCAGGUGGAGAUGGCGUUUCGGGAGGCUUCCAAAGUUCAGAAAGCUCGCCUGGCCAAGGAGAAGCCGCCCCCUGAGAGUUCAGAUGGCGGAGGACGGAAGAAUGUGUCUGCCCCGAGUUCAAGAGCCCAGUCUAUCAUAAUGGCUGGGGAAGAACUGAUUUCUGAGGACACUGCAGACACCUCCAUGAAAAUCCAACCUGAUUCUUUGGAGCCCACCACCUUAAACCUUUCUCACCCAGAAGAGGAACAACUGGUGGUGCGGAGGACAUCCAAAAGGCUAUCAACGGUUACUAGUAAACUCAAGAUGAGCACUCAAAAAGAGGCAGCCAAACCUGUUGGGGUUACAUUUGAAGCAGAACAUCCCCCAGUGCUUCCCCCACAACCUACCAUCACCAUCUUUAUGGAGACGAUAAAUUUCUUGAUAGAAGUCAAUGCCCUUCAGUUUGUUCACAGGGCACUGGCUCACGAACUGCUCUGCCCACAAGGCGGUCCCAGCUGUGAUUACUAUCUGGUGCUGGCCCAGACGUACUUGCUCAAGAAGGAGUACAGCAAGUCAGAGGAAUGCCUUGAAAUGGCUGUCCAGAUUGAUUACUUGAGUCCAGACGUUUGGGCCCAGAAAGGCCAUCUCUCCUAUCUGACUGGGAACUUCAGUGAAGCCAAGGCUUGUUAUGAGCGAACCAUCAGUUUUGUGACAGAUGCAAAAGAAAUCCAUUUUGUAUACCUGAGACUGGGUUCCAUCUAUCUGGAAGAGAAGGAGUACGACAAGGCAAAGAACAUCUACCUGGUAGCCAGCAAGAAAUCGCCAACGUGUCUCACCUGGCUGGGAGUGGGCAUUGCCUGUUAUAGGCUAAAGGAGAUGGCAGAGGCAGAAGAUGCCCUCUCUGAAGCCAAUGCUCUCAACAACAACAAUGCCGAAGUUUGGGCAUAUCUGGCUCUAGUCUGCAUGCAGGGUGGAAGGCAACUGGAAGCAGAACAGUCAUAUAAAUAUGCUGUCAAGCUGGAACUGGCCAAUGCGGACCUUCUCCAGGAGAUCAGACAGGUGCAGAAAGAUGUUGGCUUUGGGGAUCCAUCCUUCUGAAUGCCUCUGUCUUAUGGACACUCUUGAUGGAAGGGAGGAAGGAAGGUUUAGAUGUUACAGAGUAAGAAGAUGCACCUUGUUGCUUCAUCCUUGCCCAUAGUCUGCAUGCCCUGAAUUAGUAUCACUGGUUACAUACAUCCCAAGGAAUACAAGUUCAUUAUAUAAGGAAUAUAAGUUCAUUGUUUGAGGCCUCCAUAUGGUAGGUUUCUCAGCUCUUUGGACCAGGAAGGGUCUACCGGAAAACACUUGCUUCCUUGGGACAACUUAAUGCUCAUAACAAAGACCUGUGGUCCAUGUGGAAUCAAUAAGGCCAAGACGUCCUGGAGCAGAAAACCUCCAUCCCCAGCAUAACUGGAAUUCAUUAGGUCCACCAGUUUGGAAGGAGAAGAGUACAUCUGUACCCAUUUGGUGUCAGGGGACUAGGACUAGGGAAGAGACCAUUUUGGUGGUCCUAUGUUAUUAGUUUGAGAUGUUCACAGAUCUUCAUUAGUCUAGGGAAUUCCGCAGCGCAUUGAUGAAGCAGCAAGAACAUCAUUCAGCUAAAAAAUAACAACUCUGGCAUGCUUUUCAAAAUGCCUGCUGGAGCUGAAUUGCUUUUCAAUUAAAAACAUAUUGAUUUAUAAAA
Messenger RNA from Sceloporus undulatus (fence lizard), 4326 nucleotides. It is a transcript of the gene CFAP70, whose product is annotated as cilia and flagella associated protein 70. The transcript has 30 exons. NCBI's taxonomy places the organism in Eukaryota, Metazoa, Chordata, Lepidosauria, Squamata, Phrynosomatidae. Gene Ontology annotation, biological process: cilium assembly; cilium movement. The coding region runs from base 42 to 3701 and encodes 1219 amino acids. Gene Ontology annotation, molecular function: protein binding. Gene Ontology annotation, cellular component: motile cilium; extracellular exosome. The record is from RefSeq and is a predicted model, not a curated record.